Purpureocillium takamizusanense is the source of this 837-nucleotide messenger RNA. RefSeq lists its product as uncharacterized. The transcript is spliced from 2 exons. NCBI's taxonomy places the organism in Eukaryota, Fungi, Ascomycota, Sordariomycetes, Hypocreales, Ophiocordycipitaceae. Bases 1 to 837 code for a protein of 278 amino acids. The record is from RefSeq and is a predicted model, not a curated record.
AUGGGCAGCUUUGGCGCUGCCGUAGAGUCCCUGGUCGAGACAUACAAUCGAUGCCUCAAACUCCUAGAGAGAUUGCACCUAGGGAGCAGCGACGGAGAUGGCGCCUGCAAGCAAAGGGCACUCCUGAACAACCAAGCCCGCUCUGACAGGUCCAUGGUCAGGCGUGCAUACCGGUCCAAGCUCUCACGUCGAGGAAGCGCGUUCGAGUUGGGCGACGCGUUGGCGACGUCGUCGGUGAAGAGGGUAGCUAGGAAGCUCAAAGCGGCACUCAGCGCCGCCAUCAACCAGCUCGGCCGCGGAAAGGCUGGACGAGACACGCUCGACUACGCGUCGCUCACGGCCCAUUCGACUGACGCCCGCAAAGAUGCUAUACGCGCCAUGACGAGCUUGUCCGCGCGAUUGCCGUCCCUGGACGGCGACGUCAGGUCGCGCACUGGCAGAAGCACCGCCUCAUCGAUCAACAAGAAGUCUGGCCAUCAUCGCUAUGCCAAGAGCGCAUCGUCGUCGCGGCCGAGAACCUUGAGGAGGCGGGAUCAGGCUGUGCGACCACGUCCGAGCAGCGGGAACCAGCGCGAGGCGCAGCUGCGCCCCCCGGUAAGGGAAGAGAAGCGUCAAGAAUGCGGAAAAAGGUACUCAUCGACGACGUCCUCGUCGCAGAGCACCAAGCUCGGAGAGGUCAGGUCAAGACGCCGGCGAGGCGGCGAGCAAGGGGUUCGUGGUGACUAUGGUACUGGAGUUACAUAUCCUCUGCCGUAUCCGUGGGUCGACGAUAGUGAGGCGCCUGGCUACGAAAGGAGGGGCAAGGGACGCUUCUGGGGGUUAUUCGGGCGGCGAUGA